AUGCCAAUUGGAGCAUGCGGAGUUCGACGGGUGGCAGCUGCUUGUUCAGCGUGGUUGAAGGAUGGGCUCCCCUUCACAUGCGUCCAGUGCGGAAAGUGCUGCAAAGGUCCGGAUCGCCUGGUAUGGGUCAAUGCGCGUGAGAUUCAAGCCAUGGCUGGCUUCCUAGGAAUCGCUGAGGCAGAUUUCAUAGAGAGGCAUGUGGCUCCUGCUGGCCAGCUCAGUGAAUAUGCUGGAAGGUGGCUGCUGCAAAAGAAGGUGGGAACUUCUGCUUGUACUUUCCUUGGGGAUGACAACAAAUGCAUGGUGCACGAAGCAAAGCCCACGCAGUGUGCAACAUACCCUUUCUGGCCCCAGCACCUCAUUUCAGAGUAUGAUUGGAAUGCAGAGUCACGCAAGUGUGACGGGAUGGGACAGUUGCAAGUGGGAUCCGAGCAGCGACAUUCGUGUCAGCACAAUGCCCAACCUUUGCGUGGUGAACAGCACUUGCUUGCUGAGAAUAGGACGUCCUUCUCAGAAAUUGUCGAAAACAUGGUCAUCCAGGAGGUGGCUGAGAGUGGCGAUUUGCAGUUGACUCAUGGAGAGCUGAGGGAUCUGCUCCUCAGCACUUCGGACAGUCUGCUGAAUGAUUUUGGGAAGGAGUUCUGGGAGAGGAACUCCCGCAGGGUCGUUCACAAAGAUGCCGUGCAUGCAGUGCUAGACACACGCCUGGCUGGGGAACCGGAUCAGCUCACAAGGGCUCUCGUCAGACUUGAUUCUCCAGGGUACAUACAGACGGAGGUGGUGCUGAAUGAGAAGGAUGACGGGGCAGUGGCGGUCUCACACACGCAGUUGCCUCAAAGACCCCAUCAGGGAUUGCUCCUCUCCUUGCUGAUGUUGCAGCCUCGUGCCUUACGGUCUUCCACCAUGGACAACGAUGCAAACCCAUCAAGGGCUACAUGUUCCAGAGGCGAGCUGGAGGGGCGCCAAGACUGCACCGCGACUGAAGCGGCAUCAGCGCCAGUCUCUCAACUGUCCGAAGGACUCGUGGAGUCAAAGGAGAAGGGCAAACCCUCCUUGAAUAUUGCUGUUAUUGGCGCUGGGUGCGGCGCCCUUCCCUGCGCGCUCUGUGCAAAUGACUUUGGCCACGAUGUCCACGUAGAUGCUGUGGAUUCGGAUCCCGAUGUGUUGAGCGUCGGCAAGCAGUGGUUCGAUUUCAGACCGGGGCCGCAGCUGAACAUCUACGCCAUGGAUGGCCUGGACUUCCUGAAUUCCCAAUCUGAAGCCACAUAUGACGCCAUCCUCAUUGACAUAACUGCUCCCAGUUCCACUCCUGGCGCUCCACUCGACUGUCCGCCCUACGAGGUCAUGUUCCAGGAUGGGCUGUACUCGCUGGCACAGAGUCGGCUGCGAAGUGGUGGCGUGAUGGCUAUAAAUGUGCUGGGCGGAUUGACGAAGCUGCGCCAAGUGGCUGCAUCUGCUGCUGCUGCGGAUGGACGCCAUCACAUCAGGGCUUUGCACUUGCCCUCACAGAGCGUGCUUUUCGCUGUGAAGCUAGGAGAUGGGACCGGUCAACCUGAAUUUGGCGAUGGCAGUGCUGCCAGAGCUGGUUUCGCAGCAACUGGGAAAGCAGCAACCCAGAGAUUCUCAGACGCCAUGCCUGGGGCCCUGGGUAUCAGCAUUGCAUGCCAGGAUACUCUCAACGAAAUUGCGGAAUUCGCCCGCAAGGAAGGGCAUCAAUAUGGUUGGAAGUCUAGAAGUGCAUUGUUGGGUGAUGUUCAGGUGGCAGAACAAAAAUUUUGA
Ostreobium quekettii is the source of this 1779-nucleotide messenger RNA. The record is from the annotation of a GenBank genome assembly. Lineage: Eukaryota; Viridiplantae; Chlorophyta; Ulvophyceae; Bryopsidales; Ostreobiaceae.